AUCCACCGGCGGAGAAGCAAACCACGCACGCACGCACGCGAGCCAGCGAGAUCGAUCGAUCGAUGGGCAGGCGGAAAGGCGGGCAAUCGAUUCCCUAAUCUCGCUACCGCCAAUCCGCCGAGCCAGCAUUGACUACUUAAAGUGACCAGUAACCACCACCACCACCACCACCACGGCCGCCGUCGCCAUCUCCCGCGCCCGCCCCCACCUGACUCCACUCCCGCUGCCCCCGCCACCACCACCACCGAUACGCUGCUGCUGCUGCGGCGCGCGGCGAGGGGGUGUGGGGGGCAUCGGUUCCUUGCUUCCUCCUCACGUGCCUUGGACCCGCCGCUAGCUCUAGCUCCCCCACGUUCGGGUUCGGCUCCCGUCCCGCACCGAACAAGAACUGCCGCGGGACUCGGGGCGAGCUCCGAGAGGAGAGGAGAGACGAGGGGAUGAUGCAGCAGCAGGCCUGGCCGGCGGGGCUUGGCCUCGCGGCCGUCGGGGUCGGGGAGGGCGGCGCCGGCCCGACCACCGUCGACGAGGCAUCCAUGGAGCGCAGCAAGAGCUUCGUCAAGGCGCUCCAGGAGCUCAAGAACCUGCGGCCGCAGCUCUACUCGGCGUCGGAGUACUGCGAGAAGUCGUACCUCCACAGCGAGCAGAAGCAGAUGGUUCUGGACAACUUGAAAGAUUAUGCUGUUAGGGCUUUGGUGAAUGCAGUUGACCACCUUGGCACCGUUGCAUACAAACUGACAGACUUGUAUGAACAACAGGCUUCAGAAGUCUCUACUCUAGAGCUGAAAGUAGCAUGCUUGAAUCAGCAAGUCCUCACCUGCCAAACUUACACGGAUAAAGAAGGCCUUAGGCAGCAGCAGAUGACCGGAACCGCCGGAAGACAUCACAAACAUUACAUUGUACCAAAUUUGGCCAACAAAAGAAUGCAGGCCUUCAAUGAAAUGCAAACCGAUGCUGAGAUUGACUCAAGGCCUAGACCUUAUCCCUCAGAAAAAACCCUUUUCUGGCAUUUGGCUUCAGAGAAAAACUCCAAAAGCAAUGGAGCACGCCAAUCUGAAUUUGUCCUAGAAGAAACAAAGGCUACAAAACCUGCAUCGAGAGGCAAGGAACCAUCAACAUCUCCAUUGCCCAAGCAUCUACAGUCGAACUCAGCCAGCUCCAAUUUUGCUAUGCAUAAUGUUGGCAUGAAGGAUCAGCCUGUUGUGAGGCAUCUAUCAUCAUUUAGUUCUUUUGAUAACCCAAGAGGGCGUCAAAUCCAAAAGGCACCCCUCCGUACAAAAAGCAUGCUAGCUGCUUUCUUUGUCAAGCACAAAUCGGGAAAGAUGAAAAACGUCUCUGUUCGUUGAUAAAAUUUCGAACCUCCAGUUUGUCCAGCCUUGUCACUCCAACCACAACCACGGAACUCAGAUUACAUCUACACUAUAUCUGUAUCUUGUAUAUUGCUAGUGUUCUAGAGAAAUCUUUUGGAUAAUUUUUUUGUCGUAAUGUUAAUGUCAUCUUUGUGAUGACCUAAAUGUUAUAUAGAUAGGUAUAGAAUAACAAACAGUAUUCAGUAUAAAUGAAUGUACAAGGAGUAUAUCAACCCCAUUUUCCAUUUGUGAAGAUUAUAUGAUGUGUUUGUAUAGAAUUAAAAAAUUAAAAAAAAAAGCAUACUACUUAGGUCCUUGAAGCAUGUUCAGAAACGAGGGAUCUAUUUGCUGCUU
Messenger RNA from Oryza brachyantha (malo sina), 1700 nucleotides. Its product is annotated as probable protein ABIL1. Bases 438 to 1343 code for a protein of 301 amino acids. The record is from RefSeq and is a predicted model, not a curated record. NCBI's taxonomy places the organism in Eukaryota, Viridiplantae, Streptophyta, Magnoliopsida, Poales, Poaceae. The transcript has 9 exons.